AUGGCAAGUCGCAAAUCAGAAUAAUUCCAAAUAACCUAAAAUACUCGGGUGCGAAAUAUAGUAAUCGAUACAUAGCGAGAUGAUAUUAUGGGAGAUGAUGGAGGUUACGAUGCAUCAUCAUUUACUCAGGAUUUCAUUAUUAGCAAUAACUAUUUGGAUGGGGGAAAUGAACCUUAAGAUGAUGGGAAUGAGGAAAUGAGGGUUGAAGAUGCUGAUGAUGAAGAGUUUGAAAGUAUAAUAAGAGACAAGAGAUAGUCAUCGAAGAGGGAGAACCAAAGUUUUAAAGGAUCAUUUCUAAUUAACAAUAAUUUGAAAGAUAGUAGAGUUAGCACCAGUAGCAAUAAAUAAUAGGAUUUUGUUGUCAAAAGCACUCAUGAAAAUCAAUUUGAUAUCCUCUAAUAAUUAGAGGAUAAAGAAGAAAAACUUGAAACCAAUGAUGUAGACUAUAUGGAUCGAUUCUUUGAAGAAAAGCUAAAAAAUAACAGGCAGAGAAAUAGAAGGACGUCUCCAGUCAACUAUAAAUCUGGUAAAGACCAAAAAAGGAUUAGCCACGCAAUUUAAGAAUAGAUCUAGCACGACCUUGAAAAGCACAUGCUUGAUGGGGAUUUCAGCAUUAAUUCAAUCAAGAAAAAUGCUGAUAAAAAGAGAAUGACAGUGCAUAUGGGCAGGGAAGAUAUGCAAAAAAGAAUGGAUAAAUUAUUUGCUCACGAUGAGGAAGAUCAGAAACAGCAGGACUGUAUAUCUGAGAAAAAGAGUGAUAACGAUUAUAAAGGAUUCAAGGAAGCAGAUUAAAGUUCAAGCAGUGGUUCAGAUUUAGAUUUAAAAAAAGUUGAGAUAAAGAAAUAGGAAGUUGAUUUGGAGCCAGAUGUAUUGAGUUUGAAUGAGGAUAAUUUGGAUGAGUAAGAUGAUCCUAAUUAAUAUCUAGAUGACAUAAUUAAAAAGCAUAGAGAAGCUAUUGAAGCUAAAGAUGGAGGGGGAAAUUCAUUCUUAGAAUCAGCAUUGGACAGUUAAGAUCCUCAACUUUUGCAAAUGCGAGAAUUAAGAGAUUCAAUCGUGAAAUCUGUUACUAAUAUUCUAACCACUAAUACAGAGGAUACUGAGUAAUUGGAAGACGAGAAGAAAAAGAUUACAGAUGAGGUUUUAAGGAUAAAAUACAAUGACGACUAUAGCAAAGAUUUCUACCUAGGAAUGCAUCAAGAUGUUCUAAUGAGAGAAAUGAGCCCCAAAAGUAAAAAACGAACUGAGAUAAUUCAAAGAUUAACUAAAGAUGAAUGGGACUAUAAAGACAUCAUUAAAAUAAUUGAUUGGAAUGAGAGAAGGCAUAGAGAGGUCGCUUAAGAGCACAUCAAAUAAAAUAGCGUCAUUUCUCUGCAAAAUGUCUCUACAAAAGAUAUCAAGAUAAGAAUUCUGUCAUAGUUUUAAACAAUGAAUUCACUCUCGAAUAAAAUGCUUAAAGAGUAAAAGUUCUCGUAAUCGUAAGCCACUUGUAUUGCUUUAACUGAUUCACUUGUUUUGAUUGGCAACUCAGAAGGACAACUUUGGAUGUUUGAUAGAGAUACAGAGGAAGAAUAUUCAAAUUUUAGUGAAAAAUCUAAGGAUUUCCUUGGCAAUGCAGUUGUGUCAAUGGAUGUUCAUCCUUUAAGACCUGAAUAUGUCAUUCUGGGCUAUGAGAGAGGGCAAUUAGUCUUGAUUGACAUAUAAGAGCCUAAAAAAUCAGUAAAAGUUAUUAAAGAUCAUCAUAAAGUCCCGAUUAUGAAUGUCAAAUUUUGUGAUUGGCAAGGGGACUCAGGUAUUUUUUCUGGCAAAAAAGAUGAAGCUGCAUUAGAAGAUAAAUAAGCAUGGAUGUUUAUUUCAAUAGAUUAGCAAGGUAGAGUACUUAUAAAUACAAUCACCAAAGUAUUAUUUGUGCUCAAAGCAUCUAAGCACACAAUUAUCGAUCCAAGUAAAUAUGAUGGAGUUAUCUAUGCAUCUUUAGCUUGCAGAUUUUAGUAAGCUUAAUAUUUAUUAUCAUGUUUUAGAUCUAAUUACCAUGGCAAACAUCCUCUCGAUGAUGUUUCUAUUAUUGCAUUGGGAAACGCUGAACAUGUUUAGAUAAUAGAAGCGAAGCAAAGUAAGCAUUAGGAACUUGUUACAUACAUGAGACCUAUGAAAUUUUUUAACAAAAAAAUAUAAGAGUUUACCAAAAUUUAGGCGAAAGUUCCUUCACUAUCAUGGGGAUAUGGCCAAUCACCAGCAAUUUAAGAUCGUCCACAUUCAAUUUUAGCGAUAGCAUGGGGUCCUCUAAUCUAGUUAAUUGUUCUUUUUGACAAUGAAGGAGCUAACCAGCAUUAGCCAUUUAUUACAGAUGGAUAUUAUAUAAUUAGGAAUUUCGGUUUAGAUGCAAUUUCAAAUGUAAAGCAUCCUGGGUCUUUCUCAAGAAGAGGGACAAUGUCAAGAAUGAGUGACCUUUAAAAUUAGUCUAUUUAGGCAGCUGCAGGAAGUUAAAGUAACCCUUUGAGAAUGCAAAAGUAAAAAUCAGACUUGUUUGAAUUCGAAGAUGAAUCCGCAACAAAGGAAACUGAAAACUUUGAAUAAGCAUUUCAGUCUAUAGAAGAGCUGCAAUAACAUGAUUCGGACGCAUUUCUUGAGCCAAGCCUAGAUAUUGAGCAAAUAUAGUUCUUUUCAGAUAGUACACUUCUCAUAGUCACAAAAGUUUAGGAGAUUAGAAUUUUAAAUAUUUCUGCAUUCAUACCUAACACUUAUGAUCCAGAUGAAGAAAAGGUGAAGUUUGAAAGAGAGCUGAAGAGGAAAAGAAGAGUGACUAAAAAAUCAAAUAAACUAGAGGAACUAACUCAAUCUGUGGAGCUUGAAUAUGGAUUGAGGAUUUCUUCAUAAUUAUAGCAGUCUGAAUAUGGAUGUCUAUAUCAUUAGACUAUCAAAUUUUUUAAAGGAAAGAUUGUUGCGCUAACAAUUAAAAAUGUAUAGCAAUGCCAGCAUUUGACUUGGCAGUAGAGUAUUUAUGAAUUCAAAAAAGUAGUAGAAGAUGAUUUAGUGUAGGUAUUCUCAAGAGCAUUGGAUAUUUAUAAAGGCAAUGUAAAAGGCUAUUCAGGUCUCCCAGAUAGUAUAGUUCUGAGGGAAAAAAAGCUUAAAGAUGAGAUUAAACUUCUUGUGAGAGAGAUUAUCCAGCAAGUAAUAUCCAAAACCAGACAAGGUGCGAGCAUGCUUAGAAGAGAGACUGGAUCAGUUUAGAAAAAUAAGUCAAAUAUUAAUGAAUAGUAAGCAACUCUUAUUUAAAGCCUUUAAGAUCAGGACUUCAAAGAUGAAAAAGCGAUAAAGUAUCAAACACUAAUCAGGAUUGCUAUAGAGUUCUGUGUGGAGCUCAAAGACUAAAAGUUCCUAUUCUAUGACCUAUUUAUUCUUUUCAAAGAGGAAAAAUUAGAAGAUGCUUUUAUUCAUGAACUUGAGCCAUUUAUUAUGGCAGGAAAAUUUUAGGAGUGGGAGCUACCAAAUGAAGUCAUAUAAAAUCACGUAUUAAAAUAUUACAAAGAUAGUCAAAAAGCAGAAGCAUUAGAAAGAAUCAUAGUAAAUCUAAACUUAGCUUAGUGUCCCAAAACUAUUGUCCUUGAGUUCAUUCAUUAUAGUGAGUAAAAUUUCUUGACUACUGCAAUCCUUUACCUUUACUCUUAGGUAUUUGAGAAAAAAGAUAUCUUGUUUUCAUUAUUUGAUCUUUAUAAGAAAGCGGGUAAAAAGAAUCAAGGGCUACUAAUAGACAUAUAAAAUCUUAAGGAGUUUCCAUACAACAGUAAAGAGAAGGAGAAAGUAGAAAAAUCUCAAGUCUACCUAGGCUAUAAGAUACUCUGGGUGAUAAGAAUGUUCCUUAAUGGUCUUAAGUUUCCAUAUGGAACUAUUAAGACAAGCAGCUGGAGAACAUACAUUCAUGAUAUUAUUGAGCUUCUUCAAUCCCAUGACAUCCUUAAGGUGCUUUUAGAGAUAGAUGCAGACGCCUUCUUUCAAACUAUAUCCAUUCUGUUUUAUCCUAGUAAACCAUGUGAGCUUUAUGAUCAAGGAAGAGAUGAACCAAAUGAAGCUGAUUUAAAUUAGUAAUAGCAAGUAUAUUUGGCUUAGAAAGUAAGUAAUCACGCUCUCUUGGUAAAAAGUUUGGAUCAAUGCUGCAUGAAUAUACUGACUAAGGAUAGUAUCAAGCACUAGUAUAUUUUCUAUGCAGCCAGUGUAAUUGCGAAAUCAUACAUAAGAGGGCUUGAUAACUUAUACUACUACAACUUAGCUAGAGAAGUACUCCAGUAGUAUAAGAGAUAUUUAGAAUAUAAUAAAAAGUUGCAGACUACAUUCGAUUAGAAAAAUGCUGGUGUGAAUGAGAAAUUGAACAAGUAUAGAAAGUUCAAGAUGAUUUACUAAGACUUACCUGAGUUCAGAUAUAUAGUAAAGGCAGAAGGCGACAUCAUGAAUCUUAUAGAAAAAAGUGAGCCAAUGGAUAAUUUCUAAAUUAUGGAGCUAUCUAAAUUAGCUGAACCUACCUAAUUCAAUCAAGUCAAAGUUUUAUUAAUGGAAAAAAGAGAGGACUACUUGAAAUGCUUGAUGAUGUUUAUUAACGAAUUUAAAAUCAACCAAAUUUGGACUUUUGAAGUUUAAUCCAGAAAAGUUAUCAGAUGGGUGAGAGAAAAAAUUAUUUUCCUUUAAGAUAAAGCUUCCUAAAGCUAGUAUGACAAGAACGUUUAUGAACAAUUCAAAAGAGAAGUUUAAUAAAAUAUUGGCAAAAUAUUACCAAUGAAUCCUACUGAGACAAUCGAGCUAGUUGAUGAGUUCUAUGAAUAAUAGCAUAAAGAAAUGGUUGAUUUUCUCUACAGAGAACCUGAGUUACAACUAAAAUAUUUGGAUACACUAUUAAGGAUCAAAGAGCAUGCCAUUGAAAAAACUAUUAAAAAUCAUGGACUCUAGUCCAAUAAUACCAAAGAUGCUAAGAAGUAUAUAGAGUUGCUUAAGCUGCAUCUCAGGCUAUGCUGCCAAUUCUAACAAGCAAAGGUUCUUUAAAUUGUUUAAAAAAUGAUUAAAAAUUCAUACUAUCCUAUUGAGGAUUGCCUAGAAAUAUGUUAAGAAUAUAGCCAACUGGAUUCUACAUUUUUGCUUAAUCGUAAGGUUGGGAAAUAUUAUGAAUGUGUGGAGCAAGGACUUUAAAUCUUAAGGAAUAAGAUUGACUAUACCAAACUAAAGGUUGAAAUGUUCUUUGCCUACACUCAUGAUAUUGAUAUUACAUUCUAGAUACAUAAUACUCUUUUGGAAUAAGCUACACAAUUUGAUAACCAGCUGAGACAAAUCGUAAAGAUUUGUAAAAAACAUUACAAGGAAGUAGAACACGAGAAAGAAGAGUAGAUAUGGUUUAUAGUCAUCGAUAUUUUCAUUGAGCUACUCUCUUUGGAAUCACUUAAAAAUAAGUUUUAUGUCAAGUCAUUUCUCAGAGAUAGAUUCUCAGUGUUUUCAGAGGCUCUUAUUCGAUCAAUACCUUUUUAGAGCUUUUUGAAUCACAUGCUAAAACAUAAUAGAAGACUUUAAUUCAAAGAUAUUGGGCACAUUAUUAUUAAGCAAUUUUCUGGGACAACAUCUGAAUAACAAGUGUUGAGAAAUUCUAACAACGCUAUUUACAAAGUUAACAGUGAGCUGUUCUAGAUAUUUUAACAGUCAAGAAGUCGUGGUAUACUAUUUAGACAAAGAAUUUGUAUUAUGUGCAAAAGAUACAUGGAUAGUUUUAUGCAUGGAGAGAACAGCACAGAUCUGGUAGAUUAGCAGUACUUGCUUGCCUCAAGAAACGAGGAGGAGUAGGAAGGAGAUAACCCAGAUACUUACUCUUAGCCUAUCAAGGUCUUUGCAUGCAAGCACACAUUCCAUUUAGCAUGCUUGGAGAGGCAUUUCUCACGUAAAAAGAAGAAUGAAAGUGAGAUAGCAUAUUAAAGGCGUAUUGAAAAGCUAAGAUGUCCCACUUGCAAUUUGAAGAGUUAUGAGAUUGAGAGCAAUAACGGGCCGAGAGCAUUGAGAAAAACCCCUAAGGGUGGUAUUAAUCCUCUUGAAAAUAGAUUUACUUUUACCAAUAGAAAGGAUAGUAUAAUCAAGAAAGAUAGAAAAGUUUCACAGAUGAGUGGAGCCAGUUCAGAGGAUGCCGCAGGUCAAGGCUCGGACAAGACUGAGUUGUGGGAGAAGGAAAGACUCAAGAGGAUUGCGAAGGAGCAGUCUGAUAAGCUUAGAAAGCUUGAGAAUAUGUAGAAACGUAUGGAGUACUACGAGCAGGUGUAUGAUCUUGAUGGACUUAAAAUCAAAGAUUUCAAGUAGUUCGAGAGUAUGGUUCAGGAGUGA
This is a messenger RNA of Stylonychia lemnae, 6342 nucleotides long. The record is from the annotation of a GenBank genome assembly. Lineage: Eukaryota; Ciliophora; Spirotrichea; Sporadotrichida; Oxytrichidae.